Molecule: messenger RNA, 4477 nt
Organism: Cyclopterus lumpus (lumpfish)
Lineage: Eukaryota; Metazoa; Chordata; Actinopteri; Perciformes; Cyclopteridae
Gene: ntn1a
Product: netrin 1a
Exons: 7
Coding region: 300-2120 (606 amino acids)
Molecular function (GO): protein binding
Source: RefSeq, a predicted model, not a curated record
GAGGGGAGAGAGAGAGAGAUUGUGAAAAGAACGGCAGGAGGAGAGGGACUUGCUAUAAGGACACCAGCGACUCUUAAAUCCAGCCGCUCCUCUUGUUUUUACGCAGGAGAUUUAUUUUUUGUUGAAGAAACCAAACAAGAAAACGGGAGAACCUGUGAUUGAAGCCCGUUAGAGAGAAAAGUAGCCUCACAUCUUUUUCUCUAUCUCUCUCUCUUUCUCUCUCUCUCUAUCUCUCUCUCUCUCUUCUACUUUAAAUAAUUAUCAGCCGGCGGAGACACUCGGGGACCGAGGGACCUACCAUGCAAAGGGCUGUGGACAUUGCGCUGACUGUGCUGCUCGCCGCGUCCCUGUCGUGCCGGAGCGCCCUCGGCGGCUACGGGGUGAGCCUGUUCGCGGCGCAGACCUCCCCCCCGGACCCUUGCUACGACGAGCACGGCAACCCGCGCCGCUGCAUCCCGGACUUCGUCAACUCCGCCUUCGGCAAGGAGGUGAAGGUGUCCAGCACCUGCGGCAAGGCGCCCGGCCGCUACUGCGUGGUGACGGCGGCGGAGAAGGGGGACGAGCGGACGAGGAACUGUCACACCUGCGACGCCUCGGACCCCAAGAAGGGCCGCCCGCCGGCGUACCUGACGGACCUCAACAACCCGCACAACCUCACCUGCUGGCAGUCCGAGAACUUCGUGCAGUACCCGCAGAACGUCACGCUGACCCUGUCGCUCGGCAAGAAGUUCGAGGUCACCUACGUGAGCCUGCAGUUCUGCUCGCCCCGGCCCGAGUCCAUGGUGAUCUACAAGUCCAUGGACUACGGCAAAACCUGGGUGCCCUUUCAGUCCUACUCCACCCAGUGCAGGAAGAUGUACAACAAGCCGAACCGGGCCGUGAUCACGAAGCAGAACGAGCAGGAGGCGGUCUGCACGGACUCGCACACCGACAUGUACCCUCUGACCGGCGGCCUCAUCGCCUUCAGCACGCUGGACGGCCGGCCGUCGGCGCACGACUUCGACAACUCGCCCGUGCUGCAGGACUGGGUGACGGCCACCGACAUCAAAGUCAUCUUCAGCCGGCUGCACACGUUCGGCGACGAGAACGAGGACGACUCGGAGCUGGCGCGCGACUCGUACUUCUACGCCGUGUCGGACCUGCAGGUCGGCGGGAGGUGCAAGUGCAACGGGCACGCGUCCCGGUGCGUAAAGGACCGGGACGGGGGUCUGGUGUGCGAGUGCAAGCACAACGCCGCCGGGCCGGAGUGCGACAGGUGCAAGCCUUUCCACUACGACAGACCGUGGCAGAGAGCCACGGCCAGGGAGGCCAACGAGUGCGUCGCCUGCAACUGUAACCUCCACGCCCGGAGGUGCCGCUUCAACAUGGAGCUGUACAAGCUGUCGGGGAGGAAGAGCGGCGGCGUCUGCCUCAACUGUCGCCACAACACAGCCGGGCGCCACUGCCACUACUGCAAGGAGGGCUACUACAGAGACCUGUCCAAAGCCAUCUCACACAGGAAGGCAUGCAAAGCAUGUGAUUGCCAUCCCGUGGGCGCUGCUGGCAAAACCUGUAACCAAACCACAGGACAAUGUCCCUGUAAAGACGGCGUGACCGGUAUCACGUGCAACCGCUGCGCUAAAGGCUACCAGCAGAGCCGCUCGCCCAUUGCCCCCUGCAUAAAGAUUCCAGUUGCACCUCCUACGACCCCGUCCAGCAGCACAGAGGAGCCGUCAGACUGUGACUCGUACUGCAAAGCGUCGAAAGGCAAGCUGAAGAUCAACAUGAAGAAGUACUGCAAGAAAGAUUACGCUGUCCAGGUGCACAUCCUGAAGGCGGACAAGGCCGGCGAGUGGUGGAAGUUCACCGUCAACAUCAUCUCCGUCUACAAGCAGGGCGAGAGCCGCAUCCGCCGCGGCGACCAGUUCCUGUGGGUCCGCGCCAAGGACGUGGCCUGCAAGUGUCCCAAGAUCAAGCCCGGGAAGAAGUACCUGCUGCUGGGGAACGACGAGGACUCCCCCGGCCAGAGCGGAGUGGUGGCGGACAAAGGCAGCCUGGUUAUCCAGUGGAGGGACACGUGGGCGCGCAGGCUCAGGAAGUUCCAGCAGCGUGAGAAGAAAGGCAAGUGCAAGAAGCCAUAGGCAAGGGGGGGGGGAAAGAAAAAAGAAAAGAUGGAGAGGAUGCCAGAGAGGAAGAAGAAUUCAAGAGGAAAAGCUGAGCGGGUGAUUAAAAAAUUUAAAGAAAAUGUAAAAAAGAGAGAGGCAGACAGAGGACCACGGACAGACAAAAGACUGUUUAUGUCGCUGCUUUUUUUUUUCUUUCUCGUGUAGAAGCAUGAAGAUAAUUAUUUAGGAUGAUUUGUUUUGUUUUUUCUAGUGAACCUUUGUUGAAGGAGCUCACCUCGCAGAUUUGGCUUUUAUGUUUUUUUUUUACUUUGAGAUUUGCCUCUCAUGUGGAUUUGCCGAAUUUGCACCUAUUACCAGCAUAUAAAGUUAUUUGUGUUUGUUUUCCCCUAUUUUUCUUUCUUUUUUUUUUUCUACCUGAGUAUGAAAUCAUUAUAUUUUAUGUUUAAAUUGUAUGGACAUUUCCUGCUGGUGCAAAAAUGACACAGAAAAAAAAAAACGCCACUUAAUUCACUGAUCUGAUCGAGGGGUAAUAAUAUUUCCUGUUAAUAAUUGUGACAUAAAAAAAGAAAUUCUGCAAGCCACAGAAAUGCAUUAUCCAUUCGACCGCCUCCCAACAUUCAGGUGAGUCCUGUAGUUCUGCUCUUUAGCCGUCAGGACUUUUACAAAUUCCAAACAUGCGCGUGACCGAAGAGCAACAAGGAAUAAAAACACAGUAUUGACACUUUUCUUUUUUUCUACCCCUAGUUGCUCCCUUCACACUUCACUGGUCACAUGUCGGUGCUUCAGUAUUUGUACAAACCUGCAUGUGAAUGCGUCUCAUUCGAGGCCGUAAUGUUCAAUUCACUAACUUGGUGCUUUUACAUAAUGACCAGAGGGUCGUUCUCGGUUAAAAUAUUUGUAUUUUUUGGUUAGUUUUAACUCAUCACACACGUUUAGGAUGCAACAAUAUCGUUGUGCCGAUGAAAGUACUGCGUGUUGUCAGAUUGCACUGGGUAAAAAAAAAAUCUGAUUAAACUCAAUCGAUGCAGACAGUAGAACAGCGACGAGGAAGGGCAUAAAGAAAGGAAAAUAAGAAAUAAACUAAAGAUCAACGAUUCUGGAUUCUGGAUUCUGGAUCGGAUUCGACGCACAACUGUACAGUCAGAAGCCUCCCAUUGGCCUGACGCUUUUAAUCUUUCUCACUUCGACACGUGCACAGGGAGGAGGGGGGGUGGGGGGUUGCAAUCACUUGACGCUGCUGGAUUUCGAGCCACAUCGCUCGUUAAUCAGUGCGCAGUCCGGUUUGGAUCUCUCUGAGGAAUGCGUGGUAAUAAACAACAAAACAACAACAACAAGACACAAAGUGUGUCUGACGUAUCAUAAACCGGGGUUCCUUUUAGUCCGUCCCAAAACACCUCGAGGUGUUUGUUGUGUCACAAAAUCACAUGUAGCACCCUUUUUAUCCGUUCCAGAGUAACUGAAAGAAAAACAAUAAUAAAUGGGUUUGAGAUCAUUUCCACACACACGUGGUUUUAAUCUUAUGGAUUUAUACUUCCUCUGUUUAAGAUGGGAACAGUUUCUGAUUCCAAGAUCUCAGUCGUUCAGGAAUUUUCAGAAUCGACUCAAAUGCCUCCUGGAAGGCUUUUUAAAAAGCCCGAAAAAUCAAAGUCACCAGAGUUCAGCUGUAAAACUAAAUGAACAGAUGCCCUGGUUCUGAAGUACGUCUCAGUAUUGACAUUAAGGGUUUGAUCGAGAGUUGCUUUUUUUUCUUUAAAUGUACAAUCAAUCCACUGAUUGGGAUUGUAGCGACGACACACUCUCUCACAUGACACACACACACACACACACACACACACACGGUGUAUUUACAUGUUCCCAUCGCUCAUUGUUAACCCCACGACGUAACGCUCCAUGUCUGUUUGUUUCUCUGUUGGGCUCGUUGUAACCCGUAGUCCCACCUCUCUGGUCUCCGUGGCCUCAUGCUGUACAUUUUACAUCCGUCUCCCGGGGCGAUGGUUCUGACAAGCUUCCUGAUGAAACGCUUCACACACACACACACCUGUCAAAGCAUUGCUUUGUGUUCAUACUAUGAAAUUGUAAAUGUUGUUUAGUUGUCACCAUUGCCAAGACUUUCUUUUUUUUUUUUUCUUCUUUUUUUGUUGUUGCAAUGUUGUUUUACAAUGCGUACUAAUAUAUUAUGGUUAUUAUAUAUGAAUAUAUUUAAUGACACAAGACAUUGUGGAUUUUAUUGUCUUUUUCAAUUUUUUUUUUUACUUUUACUUGUUUGUGGUUGUUUAGAUCGUUGCCACUAAAGAAGGAAAUAAUAACUACUGAACACACCAACCUGGUAGAACUACAUUCAGAUUUUCAGUUGAAAUAAACUCGUUACAUUG